AUGUAUUCUCCAAAGAAAGUUAUUUCACCAAGAAAACCUCCACUGUCACCGAAAGGAGCAGGAUUAAAACGAAGCUUGCCCCCUAAAACACUUGCAAACUAUUUCAAAAUUUCUUCCAAACGUCACGGUAAUGAUGGAGCAGUAACAUCGCAAGAAAAAAAUAAAGGAAAUACUCAGAAUUCACUUGAAGAAAAGAAAGAUGCUCAAAUUAAGUCAAUAAACAAAGAAGCGGAAGGAGGAGAACACAACAGAAAAAAUGCAACCUCUCUCAUUCUUUUUGAAGAGGUAGAUAUAAUAUUUGAUGAAGAUGCAGGAUUUCUAAGUGCAAUAAAGACAUUCAUGGCAACUGCAAAGAGACCUGUAAUUCUUACUACCAAUGAUCCAACAUUCAGCUUAAUGUUUGAUGGAUAUUUUGAAGAGAUCAACUUUAGAACCCCUUCCUUGAUAAAUGCUGCUAGCUAUCUUCAAGUGCUGUGUCUGGCUGAGAAUCUACGAACAGAUGUAAAAGACUUAACUGCUCUGUUAACCACAAAUAACUGCGAUAUCAGACAAAGUGUUCUCUACUUACAAUUUUGGGUUAGAAGUGGAGGUGGAUGCUUGAAAGACAAAUGUUUGGCACAUCAUGGAGGAGAUGAGACAAAUAAAGCAGAUCAUGUAAUUCAUUCUGAAAAGACUACUGAUUCCAAGAUUAAUUUUUCUCAAGCGGAUUCACGUCUUCAGGAGUUUCCAAAAUGUGAUACAGGCUGUGUAGAGACAUUGCUUGGCCUUAAGAAUAUCCUGUUGCCUUCAGAAGAUUUGUUUACAUUUCUUAAGCAAAAAAUCACAACCAUGGAGAAAUGGAAUAAAUUGAUGCAGAUUCUCACAGAAUUCCAGAUGAAGAAAGUGGAUUUUAUAUAUAGUAAUCUUGAACUUAUUCUUCCCUUACCAGUGCAAGUUCUUUCAAACCAAUCUGAAGCCUCCAACUCCAUACUUGAAAGGACUACCGUAGUUUCUUUGAAAAACAGAUCUACUAACAGUUACUGCUCUGGAAAAAAGUCUAAAAAGACAAAGAGCCAGAAAAGGCUUGAUAUAUUAGAUGAUAGUGACUUAUUUGAUACUGGACUGAACUAUUCAGCUGAAUUCAUAACUUUGCCAUCAGAUAGCCCUACAUCAGGUGCUGAAGUGAAUAAAGAGGAAUCAAAAUUGUUGAUGAAUAAAGAAGAAAAAGAAAUUAAAACUAAAACCUCAGCAAAUGAGAAGAGGUCUGCUCUUGUUUUUCAGUGUCUGAACUCACUGACUGAAUUUGUGGAGAACAUGUCUUUCUUGGAUUGCUGUGUAAACACUAACACCAAUGAACCACUGGAGUUUUCUAAAGAUGAAGGAUUUAAUUGGACAAAUGGCAAAAUCAAAAAUGGUCUUUGUGAUGAAUUCAGUAUAGAAAAUACUGAUUGGUGGAGUUCCCAGAGCUGUAGUGAAAUAAAGGCAGCUAUUGAAGUGCUCAGUUUUAACAAAUGUUCUGUUAAUAUUUCACAAAACUUGGAAUCCUCUUUCAGUACUAGUAAAACAUCUGAAAAUGAUCAACUGGAGGGACUUACUUUGCAUAUUUCAAACACAAGAAAUUAUGUAUCCUUCAGUCAGUUGGCUGAUUCAAGCAUUCACAAAAAAGCACAGAAGAGGCUGGCAGUCAUCAGAACUGUAUUUUCCAGAAGUCCUUUAAACCUGGGUAAUAAGCAAGCCAGCAUACUUGAAUACCUCCCCACUCUUCGCAGUAUCUGUAGGUCUGAGAAGCUUAAAGAGCAAGGGAAGACUAAAAGAAGGUUCUUGCAUUAUCUUGAAGGGAUUCAUCUUGAAAUACCUAGACAAAUGAUAAAUGGUCUGUCUUUGGACUUUCCCUAAAAUUGCUAACACCAGAAAUAUUUUGUGCCUAAUGGUGGUAUUCUCACCAUAGUUUGAUUAUUUUUUUUUUUUUACUACAUUAUUUUAUUGUAUAUUCAGAGCCAUUUGUAUAUUAAAUUUCUAUAAGUAUUUAAAAUAAUGUAUAUACUGAUUGUCAUGAUAUUGCUGUCCACAACUGAAAUGUGGGUUUAUUUGGUGCUUGUCCAAUACGUGCAUUUAUAAUAUUAAAUGCAUAAACUAAUCAAUGGGGACUA
Messenger RNA from Cariama cristata (Red-legged seriema), 2129 nucleotides. RefSeq names its product ATPase family AAA domain-containing protein 5-like. The coding region runs from base 1 to 1875 and encodes 624 amino acids. Gene Ontology annotation, cellular component: nucleus. Lineage: Eukaryota; Metazoa; Chordata; Aves; Cariamiformes; Cariamidae. The record is from RefSeq and is a predicted model, not a curated record. The transcript has 9 exons. Gene Ontology annotation, molecular function: DNA binding; DNA clamp unloader activity.